GAAGCCCGAAUUCCUCAAAGUGUCGCCCAGCAUCGACGCAUCACCGGGGUUCGCGGAUUGCCACAAGUGCGAGAAUCUAGAGCCAGUUGAACAAUAACCACCUUUUCUCUUCCGACUUCACUUUUUUUUUGUCAAGUAUUCACACCCAUCCAUUGUCACGAUCCAAUGGCGCUUAAAUACUCAACAGGACAGCUCUCGCGGAGCUUGUCCAAGGCGACAACAUCAGCGCGCAAUGCCUCCUCGCCACUCGUUAAGGCGCUGCCGAAGCAGUCGGCUACACAGCUUAGGUCAAUGGCAACCGUGGUACCACCUGUGACACAAAACUCUGUUGGAUCCAAGGGCCCAACGGCGAUGGUAUUCAUGAACAUGGGUGGUCCUUCAACAACGGACGAAGUGGGAGACUUCCUGAGCAGGCUUUUUGCAGAUGGCGACUUGAUUCCCCUCGGUCGUUUCCAGAACUACCUCGGUCCCCUGAUUUCGAAGCGACGAACCCCCAAGAUUCAGAAGCAAUACGCCGAUAUUGGUGGCGGCUCACCUAUCCGCAAGUGGUCCGAGUAUCAAAACGCCGAGAUGUGCAAGAUCCUUGAUGAGAUCUCCCCCGAGACCGCACCGCACAAGCCGUAUACGGCCUUCCGCUACGCCGAUCCCCUGACGGAGGAGAUGUACAACAAGUUGUUCGAGGAUGGCUUUGGAAAGGGAAGAGGCGGAAGAGCGGUCGCAUUCACACAAUACCCCCAGUACUCGUGCUCAACGACAGGAAGCAGCAUCAACGAGUUGUGGAAGUGGCGGCAACGGCUGGAAGGAAAGGCCGUCGGAGAGACCACGCCCGGCGACGGUACCAUCUCAUGGAGUGUGAUUGAUCGCUGGCCGGUACACCCAGGCCUGGUCGAGGCGUUUGCGCAGAACAUUGAGGCGAAGCUGUUGGAAUACCCCGAGGACAGACGCAAGGACGCGGUCCUGAUCUUUUCCGCCCACAGCUUGCCCAUGUCCGUGGUCAACAGAGGCGACCCGUACCCGGCCGAGGUUGCUGCGACCGUCUACGCUGUCAUGCAGCGCCUCAAGUUCUCCAACCCCUACCGCCUCUGCUGGCAGUCUCAGGUUGGCCCGUCCGCCUGGCUGGGUCCCCAGACCUCUGACUCGGUCGAGAACUACGUCCAUAAGGGCCAGAAGGACCUGGUGUUGAUUCCUAUUGCCUUCACAUCGGACCACAUCGAGACCCUGUUCGAAUUGGACCUCGAGGUCAUCGCUGACUCUGGAAGCCCGGAGACCGUCAAGAGAGUUGAGAGUUUGAACGGUAGCCCCGUCUUCAUCAAGGCUCUCGCCGACAUCGCCAAGGCGCAUCUUAACAGUAAUGUGGCUUGCUCGCCGCAGAUGGAGCUGCGGUGCCCUGGUUGCAAGAGCGAGCGGUGCUUGGAGUCAAAGAAGUUCUUUGCGGCACAACAGUCAAAGCUUCUCCCGGUGCAGGGGAAGACCCUUGCUCAGUAGAAAACGAGCCGCAUUUAAUUACGCUAUGUAAUUUUGUAUUAUAUCAGGAAUCGGGGAUCUGUUAGGGUCUAAAAUGGCAUUCGGGGAAUGGCGAAUUCAAAAGCACAUCAACUCCCAAGUCUACUGUACCAUUCAUGCCCAAAGUGAUUCGCCCGCAGCUUCAUAAACAAUUUGUGUUCAAAUUAGAGAUGUGUUGUGAGUGGAAAUUGACCAACUGCGAUGAAGCAAG
Molecule: messenger RNA, 1714 nt
Organism: Colletotrichum phormii
Lineage: Eukaryota; Fungi; Ascomycota; Sordariomycetes; Glomerellales; Glomerellaceae
Product: ferrochelatase
Exons: 2
Coding region: 166-1485 (439 amino acids)
Biological process (GO): heme biosynthetic process
Cellular component (GO): mitochondrion
Molecular function (GO): protoporphyrin ferrochelatase activity
Source: RefSeq, a predicted model, not a curated record